GCGAUGCUCACUUGUCGUGCAAGAACGCGAGUGUAGAAAAUCGCUAAAUAAUAAUUUCCCGAAUGUGAAGGUUAUACUUGAACGUCUGCAAACAGUUUGUAAUUUGUGACAGAAGACUUGCAGCCAAAAUCAUGUCGUACUGCAGGAAGGAGGGAAAAGAUGUCAUCAUGUUCGUGACGAAAGAAGAUCACACGACGACGAGUGCUUCAAACAUCAACAUGUCCAUGGAUGACUUGGACGAUGAACCGGGUCUGAUUCUACCGAGUGGUGAGAUAAACUGGAACUGUCCCUGCCUGGGAGGCAUGGCAACGGGUCCGUGCGGAGUACCCUUCCGCAGCGCGUUCUCUUGUUUCCACGACAGCCGGGCGGAACCGAAGGGAUCGGACUGCAUCGAGGAGUUCCGUGAUAUGCACAUGUGCAUGUCGAAAUACCCAGAACUGUACAAAGACUACAGCAACGAUGACGACGGCGAGAUCACGGAAAACGGCAACAAUGAGAGUGCGGAAGAUAGUGCGAGCAAGUCAGACGGUGCACCAGAGGGCGCUACCAGUGCAGCAGAGGGCGCUACCGCUGCGGCGGAUAGUAUGCCGAACACGAAGGAAAGCAGCUGAGGAAUAUAUUACUAGGAAAUUACGUGCUGUCCCGUCGUAUAUUUUUAUUUGUACAUGAUCAUGAAGGGUACGAGAUCGUUGUCAACGUCUCGCCUAGCGAACAACACCUCUAAUCAGUGACUGUUAGCAUAACCUCUUGCACUUAAACCUCUUAUUAUAAGUGGCAGUGAGUUUCUGCAUUAGACACAACACUAAGAACCUUGGUAGUUCGUUUCUUUACAAAAUAUUUUGGCUUUUAUUUUACAAAA
This is a messenger RNA of Priapulus caudatus, 859 nucleotides long. Its product is annotated as mitochondrial intermembrane space import and assembly protein 40-B-like. Gene Ontology annotation, molecular function: protein-disulfide reductase activity. NCBI's taxonomy places the organism in Eukaryota, Metazoa, Priapulida, Priapulimorpha, Priapulimorphida, Priapulidae. The coding region runs from base 132 to 611 and encodes 159 amino acids. The record is from RefSeq and is a predicted model, not a curated record. The transcript has 3 exons. Gene Ontology annotation, biological process: protein import into mitochondrial intermembrane space. Gene Ontology annotation, cellular component: mitochondrial intermembrane space.